CUGAUAGGCUCCCGUGUUAAUCUCUGGGGUUCGAUUCGGCCGGCUCAACAAGCGGUUGAUCAGGUCCUAGAACAACUGAAUCCAGGACUCAUCGCCUUAGGGGCCAGGAAGUCCGAUAUUCAAUCUCACUCAACUCGGUCACGGGUCUCACAGAGCUGCUUUUGCAUCCCCCUGAUCGAGAAGAGCCGUCAAUGCAAUGCAAAACGGCCCGUUUCUUUCCUAUCUCGCCGUUUACUGCCUGUCAUGCAUAUCUCUUUUACUGUUUCCGACCGCGCAUCACACUACUUCCAAGGCUAGGGCGGGGCCUGGCGGCCGAAUAGAAACCUUGGACGGCCAGAGGUACUCCGGUCCCUGAGUGUAUCUACGGCCGUGCCUGCUUCAAACCCCUGUUCCGGAUGGCGGCCCUACGCGGGUUUCAACCAAACCUACGUAAAGUCUACAUCGGGGAUCCAUGUGGUACUGUAUCGGCUGUUCGCAUGAAGUCCACGAUGCCCGUCGGCCAUGGGUCGUCUUGGAGAGCAACAGAGUUGUCCUACGCACAUUAAGCAUGGGAGCUGGUGGAGGUGGCGAGUCGGCAAGGUCCUUCGCCCCGUCGAAGCUGUCAUAUGGCAGCUGGCAGUGCCAGAAGUCUGGGUUUUGUGGUGUUCUGGGUCCUAACAUAUAUACGAAAAAUGGACUAGGGACAACGAUGAAGAGCCGGCUCUUACACUUUCACUUCUUCUUCAUCGGGCUGGUCGCGAUAGAAGCUUUUGCUUAUAAUAAUGUUGUUGGUGGUGUAGAUGCUGUCUCGCCGAGGAUUGGGGAUUCAAUCAAUUUCGGAGCUUCAGUCUGGAAGCAGGUCAUCGAGCAUGUCGUUGUUGAGCGGGAGAAUGAAAGGGAAAACGAACCGAGGAGGGUCAUUUUGGAAAGGAUACCGGAAGUCACUCCAAGCUCGGCAAACGGACAGUGGGCCAACAUCGAGCCGCCACGACCAACACCGCCGCCGCAGAAGCGACAGGAUAACGGGCAAAUACAAGCGCUGUCGGGUCGGAUACAGGAGCUCUCAGGAACGAUCGCCGCUCUCUCUUUGACGCUAUCGGCCGUCUCUUCGGCUUCACAAUCACUCAAGCAGUCAGCAGACCAGGCCAUUCGAAUUGCUACGGAAAAUGAAAACCAAGCAAACCAAGCGUUGACGCGGGCGCAGACGUCUGCUGCGAGUGCUUUGGCUCAGGCGACUCAACAAUUCAAUGAUCAACUCGGCCGUGCCUCGGCAUCUUUCAGCAGCCAGCUCUCAGCCAGCCUCUCCAGCGCCCAGGCAAGUGCUAGUAGUGCUAUUGGUGCCGUCCAAUCGGCAGCCCGCGAGAGCGCUGUGAACGCUAUGAAUGUGGCCGCCAGCCAGAUCCAGGAGGUCAGACUCGAAGCGAGCGGUGUGAGGGGCGACGCAAACAAUUUCGUUGCGCAGAUUCAGAGAAACUCGGUGAGCGCAACUAAUGUUGCCAUCAUCAUUGUCGUCACAGUCGUCGUCACCAUCAUCCUCACGAUCGUGGCUUCGUGGCUCUUCAUACGUUAUCGACGGAAGAGGAGAAAAAACAGGGAGGUCAUCGAGAUUACCGAUGACAAGGCGUAUCUUGUCCGUGGCAUCUCGGGCCAUAGCAACCAGAAUCGCUACACCCGUGAUAGUGGAGCGCGUUUCAACCCGUAUGGUGGUGGCACCGGGUACCCCAUGGAUAAGAUGGAGCUGCCGAGCGUGGGCAAGCCCGUGCAGCCAGAACCCCUCAACUUCGGUUUCGCCGUUAGUGAUUACAACAGUUCCGAUAAGGAUGCUGGCAGUCGAAGUGGCAGAGGACAGGUUCCGGACAGUUUCCAACUUCAAAGACCACCGGAUACCACGAGAGCAGACGCCGUCCGGGACUCGGGAAUGAGCACUACAACUCCAACUAAUCUUCGGUUCCAGAGGCCACCGAGCAUCAAGAACGCAGCACAGGUGCGGCUUAUAAGAGUCAACAGUGGGAAGAACAGGAUAAACGAGAUACCGGCGCCACCUCCUUCGCAACCUCUACCCGAUGUGCCGUCCCUGCACCCAGAGCCCCCGAAAUACGAAGCUCGGUCGGAGCGCUAUACCAUGACAAGCGAAGCGAAUCAAGGCAAUGGCUGGCAGCCACCAACUCAGGCCACCAUUGGCAAUCCUAACCCCAUCACAACCAAUCAAGAACGAUACAGUGUGGCUAGUGAGGUGAGCGAGGCGAGCAACGGGUGGCAACCCGCUCGUUCCGGCUGGGAAAAACCCAAACGUCGUUCGCAGUCUCUAGGUCCUCCCUCAACGCGGAAGAGCCUUGUCGCCGAGAUCGUGAACCCCGAGAUCGUGAACCCAGAGCCUGUCCGGCCCAGGGUGACCGCCACCAAGUCAGCCCAAACGCCGCCCAAGGCCCCCAAGGCGUCCGCCAAUUUCUCGACGUUCCCGACGGUGCGGAGCAGACCGCCAUCGACGCUCAACCAUCUGCAGCCUUCGCGGGGGCUCGAUGGCAUGGCUAAUGUGUUGCGUGGGGAUCCUGCGAUGAGCAGCACCAGGUCCAGCAGAGAGAUCUUUGGAGGUUGAGCAGGCCGCGGCUUUGAUUUGUCUUGAUUUUGCGGGCCCUUUAUUUGCCUCAGGG
Messenger RNA from Pseudomassariella vexata, 2630 nucleotides. RefSeq lists its product as uncharacterized. The record is from RefSeq and is a predicted model, not a curated record. Lineage: Eukaryota; Fungi; Ascomycota; Sordariomycetes; Amphisphaeriales; Pseudomassariaceae. The transcript is spliced from 3 exons. Bases 452 to 2575 code for a protein of 707 amino acids.